This is a messenger RNA of Scleropages formosus (Asian bonytongue), 3721 nucleotides long. It is a transcript of the gene hells, whose product is annotated as helicase, lymphoid specific. Gene Ontology annotation, biological process: DNA methylation-dependent constitutive heterochromatin formation; negative regulation of gene expression via chromosomal CpG island methylation; pericentric heterochromatin formation. Gene Ontology annotation, molecular function: ATP binding; chromatin binding. The record is from RefSeq and is a predicted model, not a curated record. Gene Ontology annotation, cellular component: nucleus; pericentric heterochromatin. The coding region runs from base 297 to 2861 and encodes 854 amino acids. NCBI's taxonomy places the organism in Eukaryota, Metazoa, Chordata, Actinopteri, Osteoglossiformes, Osteoglossidae. The transcript is spliced from 23 exons.
UGGCGCGAAAUGUCUUGGAAGAGUCCUCCUUAGAGCGCGCGUUUGCGAGGAGUGGAAAGAGACGUGUGUUGUCUGUGUUGAACUAUAGUACAAUUCCCCCCACGUUACAACAACAGUACUUUGUUUGGGUUGGUCUUAGUUCAUGUUUUUAUUUUUUACAAACCUUUUAAUCGGCAGCGGUUUGUCUAUAGUGUUGUAGCUAGCCGCGUGUAACUACAGUAACUGGAAGCGACAAGCGUGGCUUCACCAGCGAGACCAACUGCAGUGCUGCUGUCCUCGACCCUCGGAGUCCCACAAUGAACAGCACAAAAAACGAAACCCGCAGCGUGUCACCCCAUUGCCCCAAGCCCAACGAGCCUGAGGAGCCACAAGGCACUGCCAUGGAGGAGAGUUCAAGCGUGAAUGCGGAUGGGGAGAUGGAAGAAAUCAUAAUCACCAAGGAAAUGGAGGAGGAAGAGAAACAUUUAAUGGAGGAAGGGGAACGAAAAGAAAAAGAGAUGAUGGAAAAGGCUAGGGAGUCAUGGGAGAAGGAUACUAAUGAAAUGCGGUUCAGAAGACUGCAGCACCUGCUGGAGAAAAGCAACAUUUACUCUAAAUUUCUGCUCACUAAGAUGGAACAGCAGCAGCAGGAGGAGAAAAUGAGAAAAGAAAGGCUUGAGAAGAAAGCCCUGGUGCAGAAAGAAAAGGGUGUCAAAAAGACAAAAGACAAAGUUGAAAGGAAGAAACGUGAACGAGAGGAAGACUACAGAAUUGCAGAUGUGAUGUCCAAAGAGGAAAUUAUUUCAAAGGCCAAAAGAUCUAAAGUUGAGGAGGAAGUUCCAAAGCCCAGAAAGCUGGAAGCAGAGGACAUUGAGAAGAUGAGUGAUUCCAAUGCAGAAAUCAAAAGUCGCCUGUCAGAGGUAGUCCGGGACAGUGCAAAGCAUAUGCUGGAUCCAGAACGCCUCGUGAAUGGGCAGCCUGUGCCCGCGCAACAACCUCACCUCUUCACAGGGGGCAUCAUGAGAUGGUACCAGGUGGAGGGCAUUGAGUGGCUGAGGAUGCUAUGGGAGAACGGUAUCAACGGCAUCCUGGCGGAUGAAAUGGGCCUUGGAAAAACCAUCCAGUGUAUUGCACAUAUUGCCAUGAUGAUUGAGAAGAAGGUGCUUGGGCCCUUCCUAGUGGUGGCACCACUGUCCACAUUACCCAAUUGGAUCUCUGAAUUUAAGCGCUUCACACCAGAAGUUUCUGUACUACUCUACCAUGGGCCCCAGAAAGAGCGGGUUAACCUUAUCAAGAAGAUCCGUAGACCCCAGGGUCCACUCAACAUCUUUCCAGUAGUUGUCACCUCCUUUGAGAUGGCCAUGAUUGACCGCAAGUACCUGCAGCGAUUCCAGUGGAAGUAUCUAAUUGUCGACGAAGGACACAGGAUAAAGAAUUUGAACUGCAGGCUGGUGCGGGAACUGAAGACCCUCCCUACAGACAACAAAUUACUGCUCACUGGCACACCUUUGCAGAAUAAUCUGGCAGAGCUGUGGUCACUGCUUAAUUUCCUGCUUCCAGAUGUCUUUGAUGACCUCAAGAGCUUUGAGUCUUGGUUUGACAUCAGUACAAUCAGUUCUGAUGUGGAAAAUAUUGUUACCAAUGAGCGAGAGCAAAAUAUCUUGCAUAUGCUUCACCAGAUUCUAACUCCAUUUCUGCUGCGGAGGCUGAAGACUGAUGUGGCUUUGGAGGUACCCCCGAAGAAGGAGAUGGUGGUCUAUGCCCCACUUACCUCCAAGCAGGAGUCCCUCUACACUGCCAUAGUCAACAAGACCAUCGCUAAGAUGUUAGGCCAGGAGAAGAAGGAAACUCUGCCUGUCGAUGUCACGUCCGCUGGCCGGCCAAGGCGCCGAAGCAGAAAAGUGGUAGACUACUCAGAGUCGGCAAAUGAUUCCCCCUAUGAUCUGGAGAAGUACCUGGAGAAACUCCAGAAGGAGGCAGAAAUUCAGCAGAGAAGCUAUCCUGUAAUUGAAGUGCAGAUGCCCCUGGAUGCACAGAUCCACCUGAAGCUCCAGAACAUCCUGAUGCUCCUGAAGAGGUGCUGUAACCAUCCAUAUCUCAUCGAGUACCCACUGGACCCUGUCACACAGGACUACAAGAUUGAUGAACAGCUAGUUGAGACCUCAGGGAAGUUCCUUAUUUUGGACCGGAUGCUGCCAGAGUUGAAGAAGAGAGGACACAAGGUUCUUAUUUUCAGCCAGAUGACUUCAAUCUUGGACAUUCUCAUGGACUACUGUUACUUGCGAGACUUUAAGUACAGCCGCCUUGAUGGCAGCAUGUCUUUUGCUGACAGACGUGAAAACAUGAACAAAUUCUCUUCGGAUCCAGAUGUUUUCCUCUUUCUGCUGAGCACAAGAGCAGGUGGCUUGGGCAUUAACCUCACAGCUGCUGACACGGUCAUUAUCUUCGACAGUGACUGGAAUCCUCAAGCAGAUCUUCAGGCCCAGGAUCGAUGCCACAGGAUUGGGCAGACAAAGCCUGUAGUUGUGUACCGCCUUAUUACUGCCAACACUAUCGACCAGAAAAUCUUUGAGAGGGCAACUGCCAAGAGAACAUUGGAGAAGAUGGUUAUUCACAAAAAUAAGUUCAAGGGUGGCCAAGCUGAGCUUAAACAGUCAAAAAGCUGUCUGGAUCUUUCCGAGCUGAUGGAACUCAUGAAGUCCAGAGAUUACCAGAGAGAAGUAAAAGGUACCAGUGAAAAGGUGAUCAGUGACAAAGAUCUGGAACUUCUGCUGGACCGCAGUGAUCUGCAACAUCAAACCAGAAAGCGCAAGAAGCGGGAAAAGGAUGGCGUCUUCAGAAUACUUCAGGAAAAAGAAUCCUCAGAAAUCAGCCUGGUUUGAGGGGCUGCAAUGCAAGCACUUUAUGCCUUUGUGCAUUUUUGGCAGUGUCCUGUAGGACAAACACUGUAUUACAAGACCUAUCCAAGAAAUAAACAAACUCAGUCAUCAGUAGGAAUGUGUUACACCAUUCACUAUUUCCCCAAUGUGAACUACAUUUUUUUGCAUAAGUUCUGGAGAUGGGGUGCAUUACUCCUGCAGAUGUUUUGUUCUCUUUGAGUUUGAAAAACAGAAAGUAGAUUUUGACAGAUGCAGUCUCUUUUAAGCGGUGUAAUGCUGUAGACAUGCCUUUUCCCUUUUGAGGGAAAGUAAACCACUUUCUCUACCUUCGUACAUAAGUUUAAAUCUUUCUGUAGUCCUUGUGUAAAACAUGUUUUGUUCUUGUAAGUCUGUCACAGAAGCUUUUUUUUCCCUGUGAAGACAGGUUGUCAAAUGGACAUUUAUAGUUUUUAAAAAGUAAUAAAGACUGCAACACAAACUUUUCCAUCACAGUGUGCCAUUAAUGGAUUUUGGAUGAAUGGAUCUACGUCUUAUGUUAAAGAACUAAAGCAAUAACAUAAUUUGGAAAACGCAUGUCUGAGCCUGUUGCAAGCCAGAGAUGGUCACAACAGUUAAACCACCACUAGGGACAUAAGGGUUUCAUGUUAUAAUUAUAUUUAAAACAAAAACUUUUUGUCUUUCCCUGCUGAGUUUUUCUUGCCUUGACAGUGAAAAGCAAAUGUGACCCACCAGCUGGUUACCUAGCAGAUUGUGGUCUUUUAUUUACUGACAUUUAAGUGUGUUAGAUGUAAUUAAUAGGAAAGAUGUGUCUAUAUGUAUUUGUUGAGUUAAAACUAUUUAACGGUGCUAGGGUUCAGAAUAUU